GUGUAAACGCAUGUGCUUUUUUUAUCGUCGAUUCUGCUUACCCUUUUCGUUUUCGUUGUUUGUUGUUGCGCUCGCUCGCUCGCUCCUUCGCUCGUCGGUUAGACUCGCGGUUCGUGCUGCUGUGGGUGCUGCUGCUCCUUUUCGUCGUUGUCAGCGUUACAACAAACCACCGUUUGAUGGCGACGGCUCCUGCGAUAGAUAUCGGGCCAGCGUCACCGUCACCGUUUGACGUGUGCUUCUUCUUCUACUGCUUCCUCCUUCGUUGCUCGCUGUGCGGACCCACAACAAGGGCCUGCUGCGCGAUGGGCUGCUAGAGGAAAACAGCAUCACAGCAUUUGACGUUUGACAAGAGAAAAAGAGAGCUCGCAUGAUGUUUCCCCCCCUGUGAAGUUUGAAGAAAAAACAACCUCCGUCGGCCGGCCACCCGCUUCUUCACCUAAGAGGAACCCCAACCGGGAGGACACCUUUUUUGGGGACUACCCAGCGGAGAAAAAAAAAUCAUACCAAGCUCGCCUCUCUCCGCACUCUUGACCGAAGGAGCGACAACAAACAAUUCCGGCUGCUAUCUAUUUGAUUUUUAUAACUUUAUUAAUUAGUGUUGUUCGCGUCGAACGAUGAUAGAUUGACAAAGUAGCAACUCUCAGCAGACUUCCCAGGAAGCUUUGUACGAGCAACAGCGCCACCACCAUUUGGUGUGUUUAUCGCCAAGCGGAGGAGCUCAGUAGGCGAUGCCGGUAUCCGUCCGAUUGGUGGUCUCCUCUGAACUGCGGCGGCAGCUGUGCUUUUGCGAUCAUCAGUAUAGUAUAGUAGGCCGGUUGUGGUGGUGACCGCGUGUGCAAAAAUCAUCCGUCGUCUUAGCCGGGAACGGAAUCACACCCCGAUACGGUUCUUCGCCCUCUAGGCCGGGUGGUUCGCGUUAAUGAGAGAAACCCCCAUCUCUUCCCGCCCGGUACGUACCGUACCGCACCUCACCACACUGUUGCGUGUUUAUCGACGAAAGGAAGGCAGCGGGUCCCGAACGCGCUGAGAAUCAAUCCGCGACGGGUUCCGGACGCGCGAUAGGAAAUGUGUGAUAUGGCGUGAUGCCUCCUCAGUGAUACGGACCGGCCUCGAAUAUAGGCGAUACUUUCUUUAUAGGUUACCGACAAUCAAUUAGCCAGUCAAGGAAGUGUUUGUCGAUGUGUAAAGAUUAUCUUACCGUCGUCGUAGUUGCCGUUGUUGUUGUUGUGUUUUUUUUUUGGUUUCGGUUCAGUGUACGCGCCCACAGCCGGGAAAAAUAUACCAGGAGAAAAAUUGUGUUUUCCAUCGCUGACAAGUUGGGACAGUGCGGGUGCGAUCAUUUUUAUGCUUCGACGAAAGAGUUGGUGACAAACGUGUUUUGAUUAGCGCGAAUUAAUUCGUGGCAAAAAUUAAAAGAAGAGAUACACAAAAAAAACAUCUUGAAUCUGUUUACUGUAGCAUUAGCAAGGCAGUGUGCUGUGAGAAAGGAAACGGAGGGAAGUUCGGAUUUGCCGUCGGCAUUUUCGCCAGCUUGAAGAAGGUGGUUACUUGGAUCGUUGAAUAGAGUUGCCCAUUGAAGGCUUGUAGUUGUAAUUGACAUUUGUGACAGUUUUGAAUUUCGGAUAAAAACAAAGAAUGUUGUCAUGUUUGAUAACAGCGAUAGUGAAAUUCGAGAUAAACCUUAUGGUAAAAUUUGGCUAAGCAGUGAAGCCCAAUGGCAUCACUCCGUACAAUUGCCAGGCGUUUCCUCUGGUCAACCCACACAGCCCUUGCUUCCACCUGGAAUGAUGCCAGGCGGAUUGGGUAUGCCACAGCUGAAUCCUACGUCGCCUACUGCGUCGAUUCCGCAGCACGCGAUUCCGAACAGCCUGCUGACCUUCCGGGAAAUUAUGCUUCAAAAUCCCAGUCUUGGGCUGCUGAACGAGAGUAAUUUACUGCUCAAAAGAAGCAUGCUGGAAAGUAUGUCGACCUACCCCCUAGGAGCGAACACGAUGGGUUUGCCGCAGACCACGAGUCCGCCAAUUUCCACAUCAUCUCCUUCGUCCAACCUCGGGCCACUGAUGCAUUCGAUCAAGAAGGAAAAGGAUGAAUUCGACGGCGGCGAGAUAAACCUACACGAACAAAGUGCAAGACAGAAUCAGACCGCUCGAUCACUGCCACCUCAUUUCACACAUCAUUCGAUUCAUCAUCAUCACCAUCAUCAUCCUCUUCCUCCUCACCAUCAUCAGCAUCAUGAGAAUCACAACCAGCAGCAUCUUCAUCCCCAUCACCAUCAACCUCCUCACUUACCACUUGCCCUGCAUCAUCAUCAUCAUCAUCGCUCCUCGCCUACCACGAUGCUGCCACUGCCUGCCACCAGUAGCCCAUCAGCAUCAGCAAUGGCGGCAGUAGCAACAGUGUCAUCCCACCAGCAACAACAUCAAAGACAUCAAAGAGACUCCGAAGAACGUGAAUUGAAUUUCUAUGCAUUGCCGCCACCACCGCCGCCGUCAUCAUCACAGCAAGCGAUGCAUUCUCAAGUGUCAUCAGUGGUAACGACGACGGUUGCAACGAAUACUACCAAUAACACCAGCAAUAACAGCGGUAGUUUUCAUCAGUUCAAAAUCGAACAACCCGAUGAACUUGAGACCCAUUCGAAUGCGCUCCACCAGCAACAUCUCCACCACCACCACCAACAGCAGCAGCACCACCACCAUCAUCAAUCACAGUUCGGUCAGCUUCCAACCCAUCAUCAUUACCGUCAGCAGCCGAUGUCACCGGAUCGAACGUCCAUCCAGGAUGGCAGCGGUGGCGGAAGCAACAACAGCAAAAACAACAACAACAACACCGACGAUGAUGAUGAUCCACCUAUCAAUGAUGACGGCGAGGACGACGACGACGAGGACGAUGAUAACAACAGAGUGGAAGAUGAAGAAGAAACCGGUGCUGGCACGAGUGGCCAAGGUAACGACUUGGAUCAGCCGGUCGAUGAUGUGGAGUUUGACGUAAAGCCGACGGCUGCAGCAGGCGGCCGACAAUCGCCACCCGACAGCAGCCGGAAGGUUGGUUUGCUUAACCUGAGCCGGCGCAAGUCUUCAUCACCUGACAUUAGCCGCCUGUCGAAAUCGCCGUCCCCGCCUCCAUCGCAUGAUGAUGUCUACAGUGAUCGAGACGAUGGGAGUGAUCGCGAGCAAGCUAUCAGCCCGCUUCCGACGGAACGAUCAGAACGCGUUACUCCUCUAAACCUGAUUACUGACGCCUCACGGAGAACUCCUUCCCCGACGCAGCCGCAAACACCUGGCAGCGUUGGGCCCAGCAGCAACAGUAUCGGCGUUGCUUUGGCGGCCCUUCAAAAUCAACUCCCGCUUGGAUCUCUGUACCUGCAAAACCAACUGGGACUGGGAACUCUCGGGGGGUUGUCCAGCCAGGAGCUGAAUGUGCUCCAGCAAGCAUUACAGGCACAGCAGGCCUCGUUUCAGCAGCAACUGCAAAACUACAUGCUCCUGCAGGCUCAGAACACUGCCGGAGGAACUGGAAACGCCGCCGCCCAGGCUACAGCCCACGCGGCUGCUCAAUUUCUGAUGCAAAAUCAGUUAAAUUCAAGCUUCCCCCUUCCGUCACCGUCCAUUGCUAACAACUCAUGUGUCGUUACUAGUGUAAACACUAACAACUCGCAACCUCCCGCUAUCACUACCAGUUCUACUAACACUUCUACUACUAACCUUAUACUAUCGCACGACGGAUCCCGAUCGCUGCAGGUCCAACAGGCGGUCGCCCAGCUGCAGGCUCUUCAACAAAAGCAACAGCAGUUGAAAACGAGCUCCACUCCAACUCCAACUAACCUGUCCGGCAGCUCGCCCUUGCAUAGCCCCGCCGGUAGUCCCGGCCUACACCAUCAUCAUCAUUCUUCGUCGCACACCAGUCUACUCGGAUCAAGCCAGACCACGCCUCCGAAUAGCAACCAGCUCAAUGUGGGCGGUAUUCUGACUCCUUCGACGCCUGGUUCAGGCACACUGUCCACACCGCAGAUGCAGAAACAUCACGUGGCCGCUCCACGUGCCCUGGAACCUUCACCCGAGGAAACCACAGACCUGGAAGAGCUAGAGCAAUUCGCGAAAACCUUCAAGCAGCGUCGAAUAAAGCUCGGUUUCACCCAGGGCGACGUCGGGCUGGCGAUGGGCAAACUGUACGGCAAUGAUUUCUCCCAGACGACGAUCUCCCGCUUCGAGGCGCUCAACCUAAGCUUCAAGAACAUGUGCAAGCUGAAACCACUACUCCAGAAGUGGCUCGAGGAUGCUGACAGCAGUAUCUCCAACCCGGGCGGGCGAAUGUUCAGUCCAAGCACACUGACCAACACGACCACCACCCCGGAGAUUGUCGGCCGGCGACGCAAGAAGCGCACCUCGAUCGAAACAUCCGUCCGGGUGGCACUGGAGAAGGCCUUCCUCGUCAACAGCAAACCGACCAGCGAGGAGAUCACCAACCUCGCCGAUAACCUCUGCAUGGAGAAGGAAGUCGUGCGAGUAUGGUUCUGCAAUCGGCGCCAAAAGGAGAAGCGGAUAAAUCCCCCGAACGGAAUGGAAAGUCCGACCCACUCAUCCGGUAGUAGCGAAAUGUUCCAGCUGCCCGCGAUGUCCGGCUCGUCGUCGACUUCUACGCCGGUCGGUUCAGCCGCCGGUGGAAGUCUAGCAAAUCCUCACUAUCUGGCCCUAGCCACCGGUAGCAAUCACUCCGCCGGACCGGUGAUCAAACAAGAAUGACUAAGAAACGGGAUCGGUUCCAGCGGGCCGGUACUGUCCUUCGAUGACGAACCUCCCGGUGGCUGCCCCCCGUUUCUGAUGUGAAUCCAGUGGCACGCAGAGACGACUUCCGUCCCUUGAUCUCCCACACAGUCCCUGUUUGCUCUCCGAGCACAUAUCAAAUGACAAUUCCCGGAGAGUCAACUUCUGAGAAGUUGAACCCUUACUUCACCUGAGCCCAUAGACCCGACACUCCACGCAAUACAUUCUUAAUUUAUUUUUCCUUCAAAAACAUCAAUGUGUUCCGUAAAACUAGCAGCAAGCAAGCAAAUCAAGCGACGUCGGAAGAGAUAAACUUUAAUUAAAUUAAUAACCUAAUAGGUGUCGUACACGUUGUUGGCGUCGUCGUCCUGAUCGUCGUGUCGUGUGUGAAAUAAACAGCGCAAAAAGAAGCAAAAUAUCAUUCCAAAAGAAGCUUUAAGCAUUAUGAUAAUUUCUGAUUUCCCGCCCCCCCUCUCACGAGGAAAGACGAACUUCCUUGCCUAAGAUGAAGACACGCGAGUGCUCUUUUGAAAGUUUUCUCCUUUCAUUCCACCGUUGUCUACGAAACUUUCAAACGACCAUCGUUUCUUGCUUCAACUUCAGGCAACGAAAUCGACUUUCCACGAACAGAAACUGUGUACAUAAAUUGUAAUCUGUGACCGUAAACUAAAUGUAAAACAUUUGUUGUAGCUAUUUUCUCCCUUUGCCCUGUGGUAGUAUUUUCAACAUUCCCUCAACCCAACACGACCUGAUCGAACUUUUGUGCAAUUUGCAUACCGGUGUUCUUCUUCGGACAACAUUGUGCUGAAUAGGAAGUUAGUAGUUUUAGUUUUAACGAAAGAUUUAGUUCAAUCACGAAGCACGUUUUUUUCUCGAUUUACUUUGGCAUGUUCACCCACUAACAUUUACAAGCACAUGCACAUCACAUACAUUCAAACGAAAAGAAAAUCAACAAAAGUUAGGUAACGAAGAUGUAUACUAAAAAAACACUAUUGUACUACUUUAGAUGAGAAAUGUAAAAUCAAGCAGUAAGCAAAAUCACAUUUAGACGAACGAAACAAACCAAUGUGUAGUGAAAUAUAACACUCCUAUCUUUUUCCGGAGAUAAAUAGGUGAUCAAAAAAAAAUCACAUUCUGUAAAAAAAAAACGAAAUUUAAAGUAAGACUUAAUCAUAUAUCCAAAGACACUGAACAACCCUACUAGUAUUUCUUUAAGGAAAGAGUACUCUAAUGUUCGCAAAAUUGUUAAAAAAAAGACAUACGAAAUCUAAGGUAACUGAGAGAGGCUUGGUAAUCACUGCAGACCCUUGCUUCUCUUCACUUUUCUCACAUCAAUCCUGGUAAAGUAAAAUAAAACUACAACAACAAAAAAACAAUAGAAGCCAUCAGAACCCUACAACACGGACAAACGUGAGCGGAGAGGUGUUACGCUCCUCAGCACUUGAAGCUCCCCCAGUCUUCCAGCCAAUAGUAGCGAGACAUCCGUAAAGAGGAAAAAAUAGUAAACUCACACGUACACACAUACAACAAGACACAGAACAAUUACAUUGAUUACUGAUUAUUCACUAUCGAUAGUGUAGGCUAUAGUAGAGUUCAGAACGGAUCGAAGUUCCUAUUUAAAAAAUGAGCAACCGCUGCGGCACCAUCAGUGGUAGCGCGCCGCCGCGGUAAAUUGUUAGUUUACUCAGUUUGUUUUUUGUUUUCUCUCACUUUCUCUCUCUCUUUGAUUGGAAAACAAUCAACCAGCGCUAAGAAAGAAGCAGUAAGAAAAAAAAGAAACAAUUUUCUGUCUACGCAAAUAUUAUAUUUUUGUAUUGUGUAUGAUUCGCGCGAUAUUAUAAACUAAAUCAAUUCAGUGGUGUACAUAAGUGACGAAAAAUGGGAAAACAAACAGAACAGAAAUCAGCUAUAAAUAAACAAAAAACCUAGAUGAAUAUGAGUAAUAAAUAUUGAUUUACAAUUGAAA
This is a messenger RNA of Wyeomyia smithii (pitcher-plant mosquito), 6726 nucleotides long. RefSeq names its product transcription factor mef2A-like. Gene Ontology annotation, biological process: regulation of transcription by RNA polymerase II. The transcript has 9 exons. Gene Ontology annotation, molecular function: DNA-binding transcription factor activity, RNA polymerase II-specific; RNA polymerase II cis-regulatory region sequence-specific DNA binding. Bases 1644 to 4739 code for a protein of 1031 amino acids. Lineage: Eukaryota; Metazoa; Arthropoda; Insecta; Diptera; Culicidae. The record is from RefSeq and is a predicted model, not a curated record.